Molecule: messenger RNA, 1182 nt
Organism: Wallemia mellicola CBS 633.66
Lineage: Eukaryota; Fungi; Basidiomycota; Wallemiomycetes; Wallemiales; Wallemiaceae
Exons: 2
Coding region: 1-1182 (393 amino acids)
Source: RefSeq, a predicted model, not a curated record
AUGAACAUUGGGAUAAUUCUGCCUUUAGUUGGAUUAAUUAUACACGGUUAUCAAAUAUUCGUUGGUCCAAGGAUCGCUUUAUUAGGAUACCGCAAUAAACCAGUCACUAAUCUUCGCUCUCAGAGCUGUAUCCCUAUACCAGAAUUUGAAGGCUGUGAAGACAUCCGUUAUCACCCAUCCGGUAACGCUUUAUACCUCAGUUGCGCACCGGUAGAAUCAAGACUUCUCUGGGGUCCCGGUCAUGGGGUUUAUAAAGAGCAAACAAAUGAGGAUUUUAUUGGAAAGUAUGAUUUAGCAACAAAUAAGUUCUCAAAAAUGUCAAUGAACACCCUUCCAGAAGGUGGUCUUGGUACACAUGGUAUUGAUGUCGUUGACAACUCAGACGGUUCCGCUACUAUCUACCUUGUUAACCAUGCUAAGAAUGAAACUGGUGGUCCAGAUUUCCCUACUACUGAAACUGUAGAAGUCUACAAAACUGAUAAAUCAUCAAAUAAGCUCACUCAUGUUAGAUCAUUUAAUGAUCAGAAUGUAAUGUAUGCACUUAACGCUGUCGCUUCUGAUGGUAAAGGUGGUAUAUACUUCACAAAUGAUAAACCAACCAGAGUCUGGAGAGGUCUCAUCGAUCAGGUACUUGCUAUCACCGAUUUCGCUACUUCUACACUUGGACACUGUAACGCCGAAGGAGAGUGUAAAUCAAUUGGUUCAUUCGUUUCACUCAAUGGAAUUGCUAGAAUUGAUGAUGAUCAUUAUGUUAUCAACCAAAUGAACGAUGGUAAACCACUCGUUAUGGAAAGACAACCAGAUGAUACUUUAGUACAGAUUCAACAAUUCCACUUAGGUUCAAUGAUGGAUAACGUUUCUUACGACCCAAUAAAUGAUGAAUUGUACAUCGCAACGAUGCCACAGAUUCAUAAGUUCCUCAAGAGUCAAAAUAACCCAUACACAGGAAGAUCACCUGUUAGAAUCUACCGCCUUCGUAAGACUGAAGUCAGCGAGGCUUCAUAUAAGCGUAUCUAUGGUGAACCACCUGCACCAGGUUCGACACACUACAGAUGGAGAGCUGAAUUGAUACUAGCUGAUGAUGGUACAGAAGUUUCAACUGUAACAACUGUAGCUAGAGCAAAUGACAAGCUCUACAUGAGUGGAUACAUUCAUCCAACUGGAUAUGUCUGUGAUAUCUAA